AUGGGAAAAGUAGUUACAAUAAUUGCAUCUUAUUCUACUUUUUUUCUGUUACUGUUAGCUGAAAAGGCAGUUGUCGGUCGUCAUCUGCAGUAUGAUGUUGCUGCUGAGUUGCAGGUAUCAGAUGGUGUCAACGAUUUUGUCGUUCGGGAGGAGGAACCAUUGCUACAUUUCAAAGGAAUGGAUUCUUCUGAAGCGCAUUGCCAGCAAAUGUAUGGCUUCUUGCCCUGUUCAAGUAAUGUCCCGAGUCAUAUCUUCCUCAUCGUGAUAUACGAGUAUCUGUUACAUCAUGGAGAAUCGUAUGCCGGUGGCGAUGGACGGAUUUCUCGUGUUUUUGGCGACAACUAUUUUGCUGCAAUCUUCUCUCAACUUCUUGAUUCCCUUCCAGAAUCUUUGAUACUUCUUGCAUCUGGACUAACAUGUAGUAAAGAAAAAGCUCAAGACUAUAUUGUAACCGGUGCCGGGUUGCUAGCUGGAUCGUCAGUAUUCCAUAUCACCUUUUUGUGGGGAGUAUGUUUCAUCUGCGGCCGAACACAAUUUUAUAUAAAACCCGGCUCUAAAGUUCCAAAUCGAGUUGUGCAACUAUUAAUUGGUUCUGGUGUGGUUACGGAUGCAGAAACGAGUUAUCAUGCCAAAGUUAUGUUCUUUUCGCUCAUACCGUUUCUAGUCAUCCUACUACCGAGCGUGUUUGGUUUAUCGUAUUCUAGUCAGGGAUACAAGAUCACGAUUCUUGUGUCACUUUAUGUUUCUGUUAUUUGCUUAUUUGCAUACUUCAUCUAUCAGUAUUCUGAUUCUGAUAAAAGAAUUAAGAAAAGAAGAAUGGGUUAUGCAAAAGUUGAAGAAAAAGUAGAAAUGCAUGUACCCUUUUAUGAAGUACAAUCACUUAUGCUAGAUAGGGAGAAACAUCUUCAUAUCAGACAAAAAGAAAUGGAGAAAAUGCUAAACGAUCCCGAGACUAACAACGAAACGAUGACGAAGAAAGAAUUCUACGGUACGUUCAAGGAAUGGCUUGAUGUCACGAGACAGUUAAUGGACGAUCCAUAUUCGUUGGACAGAUCAGGGACGAAAUACAAUAAGGUUGCAAUACCAUUGCUUGAAGAUAAGAGGGAAUUGAUGAAACAAAUAAACCAUAUGAUGGAGAGUGCUUCAGGAGAGAACUUGCUUAAAGGAGGAGCACUAGAUAAAUCCAUAGAUAGGUUUUUCGAAAAGGUUGAUACCGACAAAAGUGGAUCUAUUACGGAAAUUGAACUGAAAAACUUCAUUAUGGAAGUCAACUACAAGGAGGUAGUGAUGGAAGACGACAUAGCAGAGAUAAUGAUGCGACAUUUAGACAUCGAUGGGAAUAAAGACAUCGAUAAAGAAGAAUUCAAAUUGGGGAUUGCGAAAUGGGUCAAGGAGAUCAAUCAUGUAAACCGACAAAAGGAGAUCAAUCAUGUAGACCAACAAAAGACCGAUGGGUACCAAAUCGCAGAGGCAAAGGCGAAAUUUGAUGAAAAGUUUAAGGCAAUUAUACUAUUGGUAGUCGGAAUCUUUAUGUUAACGGUCUUGGCGGAGCCUCUUGUAGAAAGUGUUCGAGAAUUUUCAGAAUCUGUAAAGAUAGAGCCUUUUUUCGUUUCGUUCAUCUUAGUCCCCUUGGCUACAAAUGCUAGAUCGGCUAUGGCAGCCAUUAAAGCUGCAAAGCAGAAAAGACAUUCAACGACAUCUUUAACUUUAUCCGAGAUAUACCAUAAAGUGUUCAUGAACAACGUCCUCGGCUUUUUUGUUCUUGUAUCCGUCAUAUACUUUCGUGACUUGACAUGGCAUUUCUCGGCAGAGAUUCUAGUUGUGGUCAUCGUUUGCAUCAUAAUGGGGAUUCUCACGAGUUUUAGAUCCAAGUUUCCGAAUUGGACAUUGCUCAUCGCCUUCCCUCUCUAUCUGCUAUCUUUGGUCGUGAUUUACUUUGUCGAUGAUACUUUUCAGUUUACCUGAAACU
Molecule: messenger RNA, 1969 nt
Organism: Cynara cardunculus var. scolymus (artichoke)
Lineage: Eukaryota; Viridiplantae; Streptophyta; Magnoliopsida; Asterales; Asteraceae
Product: sodium/calcium exchanger NCL-like
Exons: 8
Coding region: 1-1965 (654 amino acids)
Biological process (GO): intracellular calcium ion homeostasis; calcium ion transmembrane transport
Cellular component (GO): membrane
Molecular function (GO): calcium ion binding; calcium:proton antiporter activity
Source: RefSeq, a predicted model, not a curated record